GGAUUAUUCUCAGCCACUCAAACGGAUGAACUUGAAGCCCUUGUUAGAGCUGGCUUGCGCAAUCCUGUCCGUAUCACUGUCCAAGAGAAAAAUAACACAAAGAAGGUUGGUUGUUCAAGUUUGAUUGACAUAUUACAUUCAGAAUUCUUGAUUAAGUUCAGUAAUUUUUGGCCAAUGAUGACCCAAAUCCAACUCAUAUUACCUCAUGAUGAUAAUGGAAACACGAGCUAUGUAACUCUGAGGCCAUUUAUAAUAAAUCAUUGAAACAAAUAAACCUGGUAAAACACCUUGCACAAAUACUCGACACAGAGAACCAACCAAAUAAUUAACUCAAUUGCAACUUUUAUCUCUAAACUGUUCUAAGGUCAACCAAAGAACUCCUGUAUCGCUGGAAAAUUACUACUUGGUAUGUGUAUAAAGACUUAGACCUGUCCAACUUUGCCAAUUUACCUGGUUUUCGAGAGAUUCUUAUCUUAGAUUUAUGCCCUGUGUAUAUAGGUUGUCUCGCCAGAGGAAAAAAUGUCACGCCUCGUUUCAAUCCUGAGAAAAAACAAGGUACUUCUGAAAUUUGAGAAUAUAUUCAAAGGACAUUGGAACUAAAAAAUUAGUGUGUCUCAUUUGAAAGAGCGUUUAAAAUUAUGUAUCAAAUUUUGUUGCAGAUUUUUCAUAUCAUAUGCUAUAUACACCUAUAGACGAUUUCAGCUACACCUAUAGACAAAAUUUUGAUAAGGGCAAGAAGAACGAAACCAUUAACAUAGACUAACAGAUAGCUGGAAAGAGCAUCUUAAAAUGAGUAAGAUUGUAAAGUUUGGUUGCGAAUUGUUGUAAAGUGAGGAAAAUAUAGCCCUGCGAAGUUCGCAAAUUUUAUAUAUAUAUUUGCAUUGCGCAGGAAAAAUGACCAUUUUUGAGCCCAAAGUGGUUAUUUUUACCGCGCGUAAUACAAAUAUAUACAAAAUUUGCGAACUUCACAGGGCUAUAUUUUCAUCAUUUUACAACAUUUAGCAACCAAUCUCUGCAGUUUUACUCAUUCUAAGACGCUCUUUCUAGCUGUGGUGUUGGAUUUCAUUCUUCUUGCCUUGAUCAAAAUUUAGUCUAUAUACCUGGAAUCAUCCAUUGUAACUAUUGGAAUAUUUUGAGUGAAAGCAAUGAGCUUUUUUCUGUAUUUAGGAAAAGAAGCUUAUUAUCUUCUUCAGCACAUGCGCCUGUGUUGACUAUCUCGCCGUGUUUUUGAAAUU
Paramuricea clavata is the source of this 1235-nucleotide messenger RNA. The record is from the annotation of a GenBank genome assembly. Lineage: Eukaryota; Metazoa; Cnidaria; Anthozoa; Malacalcyonacea; Plexauridae.